Podarcis raffonei (Aeolian wall lizard) is the source of this 3641-nucleotide messenger RNA. RefSeq names its product ELOVL fatty acid elongase 5 (gene ELOVL5). Gene Ontology annotation, molecular function: fatty acid elongase activity. Bases 223 to 1110 code for a protein of 295 amino acids. Gene Ontology annotation, biological process: fatty acid elongation, saturated fatty acid; fatty acid elongation, monounsaturated fatty acid; sphingolipid biosynthetic process. NCBI's taxonomy places the organism in Eukaryota, Metazoa, Chordata, Lepidosauria, Squamata, Lacertidae. Gene Ontology annotation, cellular component: endoplasmic reticulum; endoplasmic reticulum membrane. The transcript is spliced from 8 exons. The record is from RefSeq and is a predicted model, not a curated record.
CUUCCUUCUUUCCCUCCUUGGCGGUGCCGGAGCGCCGAGGCUCGAACCCGCCCCUUUCCCCUCCCCGCCUCUGCAGCGUGACUGAGCCGGCUGGCUGCUGCUUACCGCUAUCUCUCCGCCUCCCUUCUUUUUUAUUAUUUAUUUUUUGGUUUUAAUGCUGCCUCGGGAUCUAUCGCCACCUUAAAACCGCCUGCUGCUGAGUGCGCGCAAAAAGGUUGCACAAUGACGUCUCUGGAUGAAACAAUCAAUAGCUAUCUGGAUGUUUGGCUUGGACCCAGAGAUCCCAGAGUAAAAGGAUGGUUUCUCCUGACCAAUUACACACCUACCUUCAUCUUCACCGUCUUAUACUUAUUAAUCGUAUGGUUAGGACCAAAGUACAUGCGGAACAGGCAGCCGUUCACCUUCAGGGGUAUUCUAGUGGUCUAUAACCUCGGGCUUACGCUUCUGUCCCUCUAUAUGUUUUAUGAGCUGGUGACAGGAGUAUGGGAAGGCGGAUACAAUUUCUUCUGUCAGGAUACGCACAGUGGAGGUGAAGCUGAUAUGAAGAUCAUACGUGUCCUUUGGUGGUACUACUUCUCAAAGCUCAUCGAGUUCAUGGAUACUUUCUUCUUUAUAUUACGGAAAAAUAACCACCAGAUCACCGUUCUUCACGUCUAUCACCAUGCAACAAUGCUUAACAUCUGGUGGUUUGUUAUGAACUGGGUGCCUUGUGGCCACUCCUAUUUUGGUGCCACCCUUAACAGCUUUAUCCAUGUCCUCAUGUAUUCCUAUUAUGGGUUAUCGGCCGUUCCAUCCAUGCGUCCAUAUCUUUGGUGGAAGAAGUAUAUCACGCAGGGGCAGCUGACUCAAUUUGUCCUGACAAUCUUCCAGACAAGCUGUGGGGUGGUUUAUCCUUGUCCAUUUCCCCUGGGAUGGCUGUACUUCCAGAUAGGCUACAUGAUCUCCCUAAUUAUCCUUUUCACAAAUUUCUAUAUUCAGACUUACAACAAAAAGGCAGCAUCCAGAAGGAAAGAGUAUCAGAAUGGUUCCAUGGCUGCUGUGAACGGGUAUACAAAUAGCUUUUCUUCCCUUGAGAACAAUGUGAAGCAAAGAAAACAAAGGAAGGAUUGAAGACCAAACUGAGAAGCCAUUUUGAUAUUCCGGGCAACAACAACAACAAAAAUCAUCUGAUUGUAAGCACAAUAUGUGUUGUGCACUGAUAUAAUUCUUGACAGCUACUGUAGCUAUUCCUGCCUAGAAUAGUGUUGAUUUAUGUAGGACUUAACAAGUGCAAAACAUCCUAGAAACUAUCCAUAGGCUCAAGUUGAUGGUGUUGAUCAUACUGGGUGGUCACAGACACAAGUGUAAACUGUGGAAGGGAGUAUAAUUGUAGUAUGUGUGCAUAUAUCUAUAUAUAAAUACAUAGAUAUAUUCGUCACUGCAGUUGCCUUACUAGUCAAUAUGAUAGGUGCUGAAUUAUGAUUCACAAUUUCAAGACUGUAAUCCAAACUCAUAUUUUUUAACUGUAGAUAAUGCAUGUGAUUGUGAUUUGUACAACAAAGGUUUUUUUGUCUGUGUUAAGGUGUUUUUCCUCCCCCAGUAGUUUAAAACACACAUGCCUUAAAUUUGAAGUAAAGCAGGGCCCAAAACUUAAUACUGGUUUGAAAAUGUAUGGAAAUGUUUUGACUCUGGGAGCGACUUCUCAUGGGGCUGACACCCAGUUACCAAAUAGACAUGCUAUAGUGUCUGUUGUGAACGGUGCACAUGUGUAGAAAGAAUGGCUUUCCCCCUUCAAAAUGCUUCUUGGGUGGCAGCUGGGAUAAGACAGCUUGCACAUGCUCAUGUGCACUCUUGAUCAAUGAUGCAGCCUGUGUGUGCCCCUGUAUUUGAGGGUCCCAAGAACAAAAUGGACUGUUGAGAAGCCAUCCUAGAUGAGUUGGGCUCCUUUGGUGAGUCAUCUAGAAGUCUGCUCUGUGUUGCACUGAAGUUGGAGUAAUUCUCCCACACGUGAUCUUUUUGAAAUGAAAGAUUCACGGGAAAAGCUGGACUCUUCAUUUCAGUCACGAAUUGUGCAGGAGAAAGACGUUUGAUUGUGCUUACUGUCUUUUUAGUUCCAUUAUCACAAGUUUGCAGCAGUUUGGUGGUUCAGUUUGAUUUUGUCAACUAGGUUUUAAUUUGCAUAAGUGACGGGGAAGUUAAUUGGCACUUAAGCAGCAUCCGUACCUGAAUGCUGACUCUCUCCCCUUCUUUCAGCAUUAGAGAAUGCAAUGGGGGGGGGGAGAGAGACAUCUUACUCCCUUUAAAAAUCGACAUUCCCAAGUUGUAGCCUGUCCCUUUUAAAAUUGCCACAGAAGUGUGAGAUGAACCACCUGCGGCAUUUGUCUUUCCUAUCCUUCUGACCAGGAACUGUGUUGAAGCCACAGCUGGUUCAUCCCCCCAGUUCGUUAAAAGUUUAAAAGAUGUAAAAGUGAAUCUCCAGGUUGCAUCCUGGCCAGCCAACCAUUGACCUACCUGCAAUUUAACUGCAAAGCAGUUUUCUGACUGUUGCAGAAGUUGUGACAUGUCCACAUUCUCCAUUGUUUGACAAAACUCAGCUUGCAAUUCUUAGCUGGUGUUUUUCUUGCUGUUUGCAUAGCAAGCUUUGAGUCGGAUUCCAACAGCCACAGGUGGAAUCCCACUGGCAGAACAGGGUUUCCAUCACUUCCCUUUUUCUCAGAAAGCUGACCUGGAGUUGAGAGGAUCCUUGAGAAUGAUGAGGAUGGGGUUUGGCUUGUGGCAAGGAGGGCUACAGCUGAGGGAAAAUGGGGAGCUCCCUCAGAGCAAGCAGAGAUACUCUUCACUCAUACGGAGUCAGCCUUUGGAUCCAAACCAUUGACUUAAAAAAUGUGCCUAUAGCAAAGGGGGGUUUGUGUGUGUGUGUGUGUGUGUGUGUGGGUGGGUGGGUGGGUGGGUGUGGGUGUGUGUGUGCUGGAAAGUGUGCAAAUUGGGCCAUGCCAGACUUUUAUUGUUGUCUUGCGAAAAACCCUUGGAAAUAGGUUGGUGAUGAAUGUCUGUUUCUUAGUGUGUGUUGUGUAUUUCACCUGUACUUCCUCAGCCUGUUAAAAGUUUAUUAAGAAACUUGUAUAAAGUGUGUUGGAAACUUCCCCGCCCCCCCACACUUGCAAUGUCAUAAAGCAGGCACCUUUAAUGGAUAUACUAUGUAAUUUGGUGGAGUUUUAGCCUACUAACUUGUUGGUCAUUGAAAUUCAUUUGUCUCAAGCCAUCCUAUUGCUUCCAUCCCCCAAGUUUAUAUAUUAAGUAUAAUUUGAUAUUUAUACAAAUAUCAGUUUUACCAUGUUUUGCACAGCUGCUAUUGGGGGAACUAAUGUGUUUUCCCUAAUGGGCUCGCAUAUUAUUUUUAUUUUUUAUUUUUUGCUUGUUUUUGAAAUGAGAGGCAGAACCAGUUUAUGUUUGUCUGCUUUAUGUUCUCAAAGCUUGUGUGUAUGUAUGUGUCCUUGGUUUCUAGGUACUGAUUUGCAAAGUCUUUACAUAUUUCAUACAGCAGCUUCAUCAUUCAAAAUAUGCUGUCUAAACAUGUGUGCUAAAAAUAAAAAAACUAGCUUGUCUGAAAUAUUGACAUUGUCAACAUUUUGUGUUUUUAAUCAUUAAAUUGUUAUUGAGUA